AUGUUGAAGGGCAGAAAUAAGAAGUUUGCGCCCAAGGUUGGCGGGGCUCGACGACCUACUGCAACCCCCGCUUCGACUCAGUCAUCAGCGCGCCCCAGCGUCGAACCUCAGUCGGAGUCUCUCACAUUGAUGCCCAGCAUCGAAAGAGAUGACUCUCCCCCCCUCCCCGACCAAGAGCCUAUCGCCGUGGAAUCAGAAAAGGCAAAAUCUGUCGUCGACAUCACCAAUUCCGAAACGAGUCAAAAUGUCAAAAAAGAGAACGCGACCAAGCCACGAGCCACGACACUCGCCUCCCCAAAGAGAAAGGCACAGGAUGAUAUACCCUCGGAGCCACCGGUCAAGAAGAUUUCUCUACCUACAUCAGCAAGAAAUGAAGAAUCAAUGGCGCAUUCGGCGCGUUCACAACAAACUGUUUUAGGAGACUCGAUGGAAGUUGACCCACCAGCCGCGGACAGAAUAUCUCUCCCACCGCAAGCAGAUCUCGAUUCCACUUCGCGAGAAGCCACCGGUAAUGUCAUAGCAACUACCAAUCCAGACAAUGGCAACGCUCUGGCACCACGAACUUUCACAAAUCCUGUUAUUGAGGCACAGCCUGAAGCACCACGAAUAGACAACGAAUCGGACGCACAGAACUAUGCAACCCCGACCAAUACCAACAUCCAGGAUACAGACAUGGAAGGGAAUGACGUUGGAAAUUCGCGAGCUACUUCGCCGGAUGAUCCACGGUCACCACCGCCAAUGGAAUACCCCACGCCACCGGGCACAAAUGCUACGUCUGCCAGCCCUGCGCCGGGCCUGAAUGCUGUUGGUGUGGCAGUUUCAGGUAAUGGCGCCGCUGGUACUUCCAUGAAAGACGCAGAAUCAGGCGAGAUGGGACAAAGAUCAUCUGCUAGUCCUGCGGCAAGCUUAGAUGGCGAUGAACUGGGCGCAGAAGUUACGGCAGACCCUUCUGCUUCUGGAAAAGGAAAAGCCAAGAAGAGAAAAACUACAAAGAAGAGGAAGACCCGGGCUCAGGAAGGCGACGAAGCAACAACUACUGCCGACACACCAACCGACAAGCCAAGACGCUCGAAGAAACCCCGUAGGAAGAGAGCAGAUGGAGAGAAGCGUGACAGAAGACGAGCUGCGACACCGGACGAUGCAGAGGAUGAGAUAGUCGAUUUUAACGCCAUGAAAGUGUCUGACUUGUGCAGAGAUCUUCGCAUUGGAAAGAAGUUUAGUCGCCACGAUGCUAUCAAGCAGAGAUACGAAGAGUCGAAGAUCAAGGCACGGCUAGCAAGAGAUAAUCUAGAAGUAGAGCAGCCCGCGGAAGAAACACAAGCACAGCAAGAAGUCGAUCCAGACGCCGAUGAGGACGAAGAUGAUGAUACGGCCCUACCCCCUCCUCCCGGAGGAAUCAGACAAGUCGUCGUUAAUGGUCAGAUUGUCGUAGACCAAAGUUCUACUCAACAUGACGCACAAGCCGCUGCCAGAGAACAGCGUGAGGCAGUCGAGGUUGUUGAAGAAGAUGAUUACUCUCGGCUUAUUACGUCAAAUUCAUUUGCUAAAAAAAUGAAGACUCAAAAGUGGGAUGAAUUGUCUACGGAACUGUUCUACCAAGGCCUUGCUCAAUUCGGGACUGAUUUCGAAAUGAUCGCGAAAAUGUUUCCUAAACGAGAACGCAAGUCGAUCAAAUUGAAGUUCAACAAGGAGGAAAGAACAAACCCCGUACGGGUUACCAGCGUCUUGAGAGGAGAGAAGAAAGAAAUAGACCUGGAUUGGUUCCAAGAGAAGAGCAAUAUCAAAUUGGAAGAUGUGGAAAUCCUCAACAAUGAACGCGAAGAGGUCGAAAAGGAGCACCAAAAGAUGCAAGCCGACUUCCUCAAAGAGCAGGCAGAAUCCAAUGCGGCCAAGGCAAGGGAAAUCAUGGGGGAAGACAACGAUGCUGAAGAGUCAGCAGCGAACAAAGAUGGCGGUGCCGCGAAUUCAGGAAAGGGUAGAAGCGGUAAAGGUGGGAAGAAAGAUAAUGCAGCCAGAAAGAAGAAGAAUAUUCACAGUAGUAACACUGAGGAGACGUUCGAGGUAAUCGAAAGCAUUGAGAAGGACUGA
Molecule: messenger RNA, 2088 nt
Organism: Hymenoscyphus albidus
Lineage: Eukaryota; Fungi; Ascomycota; Leotiomycetes; Helotiales; Helotiaceae
Source: the annotation of a GenBank genome assembly